CAGUCUGUUGCCGCGAAAGCCUUUAAUGUGAUUUGAUUGUGAAGGAUAAUUUAUUUCUUUGUAAAUAUUAAUGUGAAACUUUUAUUUUUGUUUUGUUUAUUUAGAAUAUUUAUGUUAGCAUAGUGUGAUCAUCUUAAUACCGGCUGAAAUACUAUCUUUUCUCUAGCGAUAUUCAUGUCGUUGCGGCUGGUUAGUUUUUUUGAUUUCAGGUGAACACCGAAAACAGUUAAUGGAACCAUCGUGUCUACCAUUUGACUUACUUGCUUUGUGAUACUCGAUUUUCAUAUCUGGAUCUUUCAUUGUUUAAAAUUCAAAAUGCCUCUGCUAGAAAAGAAAAUAUUUAAAAGGAACCCAUUACCGAAGAAUUUAGAUCGAAAUGAAGAGCUGUUUUAUUGUAAAGCUACUAAUGAAGUAUUCAGAGAAUACGAAUCAUUUUUUGAACGUGUGAUUUUGUGCAACAGUUUGGUGUGGACUUGUGCAUUAACUGGAAAACCAAAUUUAACUUUUCAAGAAGCUGUAGAAUCUGAAGAGGCUGCACGUAAUAGUUUAAAAACGUUCCCUACUGCACUCAAAAAGCCUUUGCUGUAUUUAGCUUCUCUUACUGAAAGAGGACGCUUGAAUGAUAUGUGUGAUGAUGUCUUUGCUUUUGUAAAAGAUCGAUUUUUUGUUGGAGAAGAAGUCGAAGUUCUUGUAAAUGGAGUGAAGAAAAGCUGUGAAGUGACUCGAGUGAUACCUCCUGAGAAACCUGUUAAGUCGCCUGCAAAACCAGAUGCAAAAACGAGAAAACCAAAAGAAAUCAGUCCAUCAAAAAUAAAAUAUGAAGUUGUCAAUUAUAGCACUGGAAAAACUACUGUUGCUAAAGCAGAUUGCAUCAGCCGACCUAAAGGAACAUACACCAAGCCUAGGAAUAAAUUAUUUUUAAAGCAUCAUACUCAACCAAAAGAUGGUGUGUGGAAAGUUAAGGAUGCAGUUAUGAAAAAUAAUCAUCUUCAUGAGUUUCAAUUUAAUGAAGCCUUCUCUGGACCACUUCCGGGUUAUGCUGUGUCAUCGCCAGUCAAAAGUAAAGGAACUUCACCUGAUAAGAUGGAAAAAAAUACUAACAAAAAAAUUCUUGAUUCUUCUGGUAAGAAGGGUGUUCAGAGUAAGUUGAAUUUUAAGAAAGAAACAGUUGAAGAAAAGAAAAAGUCAGUUGAAAAAACAGCUCUAUCUGAGAAACAAAGACUUGCUGCAGAAAAAGAGAGGCUAAAAGCUAAGGAGCUUCUUAAGAAGCAGUUAGAAGAAGAAGAACGGAAGUUUAAAGAAAAGCAGAGAAUUGAAAAAUUAAAGGAAAAAGAGAAAAAGAAAGAGGAAAAAAAGAAAAAACUUGAAUAUCUUAAUUCAUGGAAGAAACCCAGAGAUGAUCUUGAGUGUGAUGACUUAAAAGAAUUGCCUUCCUCUACACCAGUUGAUUGUGGGAUUCCUCAGAGUUGUUUUGGUGAUGCUAUAAUGAUUUUGGAAUUCCUCAAUACAUUUGGUCAAAAAGUUCAAAUCAAAGAUGUUUUUCCUCAAGGCAUCACAUUUGAACAAAUUGAAAAGGCUCUUGUGGAAACUGAUAUUCAAGGUGUUUUCAAUGACCUGCUGCAGCUUUUCCUUACUGCAAUAUUUAGGUAUCAAGAAGCUGAAGAUGAUAUUGUUGACACAAAAAAUACUGAAAUCUCCAGUUUGGAUAAUUUAGAUGUGAGUAAAGCUACAAAACUUGCUAUAGCUGUUUCCAAAUGGCCUAAAAAAUAUCAUGGCACUAUCUUAAGAAACAUUCCUUUAGACUCCUUUUCCAUCACAGAGGUUUUAAGACUUCACAUUUUGUCUUCUGGUGCUAAAAGACGUGUUAAUUGGCAAGGUGUCUGUUCUUUUAGUGAAGACCCUGGAUUGUACUUUAAAUUAGAAGAACCAGAGUUAUUGAAAAAGCUUGGAAAAACCAGUGUUUUUGAAUUAAGUAGUGAGGACCGGUGUAAGAUACUUCAUCUACUUAUGAAUCAAUUGCUGGCUACUGAUGUUUUAAGAUACGCUGUUGAUGAAAAUGCAGAUAAAACACGUCCACUGCGUCAUCAACUAAAACAGUUGAGGUGGGCCCAAUCACGUAAACAGAAGGAGGAAACUUCAAACACUAAAAAGAAGAUUCCUCUGAAAGAAAACAAAAGUGAUGGGAACAGUGAGGAAGUUUCUGAAGAGCUUCAAACUCAACCGGAUGAAGAAGAAAAGGAAAAUACUGAUAAUUUGACGCCUGAAGAAAAGGCUGAAUUAGAAGAAAAGAAAUUAAAAGAAGCUGCUAGGCAACAGGCAGAAUUUCAACGUAAGGAACGUGAAAUUGAAUCUCAAAUCAGAAAACUGCAGUCUUCUUUCAACAUUUCACCUAUUGGUCGUGAUCGAGCGUUUCGACGAUACUGGGUGUUUCCUACUGUACCUGGCAUAUUUAUUGAAGAUGAAGAUCCCUUUAAAGGUUCCUGCCUCCUGAAGCCAACAAUACAAGUUCAACCCCAAAAUGCAGCUUCACUAAAAGUGGAAACCCCAACAACCAAUAUAAAAAAAUAUCUGCAAAGUAUUGAUGCUUCUAACGGAAGUAGUGACAAGGAAAAUGACAUUUUGCGAGACAUUGCCAUUGUUCAAAGUGAUCUUCCUUUUCCCUUAAAAAACAGAAAGCUUACAGAUCUUAAUCCCCGUGUAGACACAAAAAAGAAUGUUUUGGACAAUAGCUUUCGAGAAAAUGAAAUUUGUUUACAGUGCAAACAUAAAAAAAGUGACUUAAAUGAUAAUGUUAUGUGGUACUGCCCACAUUCUAAAAAUGUUUUACCUAUAGACCAGUGUAGUGCAAACAUAGACACUUGUCCUGUGCACAACAUUAAUGCUCCUAGAACAAAAUGGUCUUUUUAUUACACAGAAGAAGAAUUGGACAGUUUGUUAUCCAAUUUAAAUUCUCGGGGCUUUAGAGAGCGUUCUUUGAAAGAAGCUCUUUUGAGUGAAAAGGAAAGGAUAAAAGAACUCAUAUCAAAGUGUCCCUGCAAUAUUUUCAAUAAAUCUUUACCACCUCCUCCUCAUUUAGAUGUUCGAAAGUCUCAAAGACAUCAGAGCAAUCAAAAUACAAGUUAUUCUGGAAUGGCUCCUGAUCAUGCUCUUGAAAUCACUCUGCGAGAUAUGAUUUUAGAAUUGGAACACAGAAUUUUUGCCGGUGGACUUGGUUCUCUUAAAGUGAGUAAUCGAGAAGCAUGGAGGACGGCCAUUGAGCAAGUUGCAAUCAGCUUGGAAAACGUUCAAAAGCCUCAAAAAGAAGGAGAAUCAGAUAGUUUUAAUGAGGAAAAGAAAUUUUUGACGUUACCUACUUCUCCAGAACAAAGUAUCAAAGAUCUUGCUAGUGCCAUGUUAGAACUAUCAGUUGGAAUAGAAGCUAAGUAUCUGCAUCCUCCAUUAGGUGAAAGUGAUGAGCAAAAGAAAGCCAAACAAAAAAUGCAAGAUGAUCCUGAGGCUCAGAAGAAAAAAAGUUCACCUAAUUCCAAAAGCUCAGUUUCUCCCCUUGAGAGGUGGCAAGAGUCAUUAAUGCAAUGUACUAGUGCGUCCCAGUUAUUUAUGCACCUUGGCACGCUUGAGAGGAGUGUAGCCUGGUCUCGUUCAGUAUUGAAAGCUCACUGUAGAAUUUGUCGUAGAAGAGGAGAUGCAGAGAACAUGUUAUUGUGUGAUGAAUGCAAUCGUGGUCAUCAUUUAUACUGCUUAAAGCCUCCUUUGAAAUCAAUUCCCGAAGGAGACUGGUUUUGUGUAAGCUGUAAACCCAUCGAAAAACCUGAAACUCCACAGAAAAAACAGCGUAGUAAAACUGAAAGUGACAGCGAUACAGAUUCUUCUGAAAACGAAUCAGAUGAUGAUGGUGAUGAAGAGGAAGAGGAGGAAGAAGGUGAAUCUGAAAGUGAGGAAGAGUCGAUGGUUGUUCAAGAGGCUUGUGAAGCUUGUGGCGAUGUUGGCACCCUUCUCUGUUGUGAUAAAUGUCCUCUAAUGUAUCAUCCUGAAUGUGUUAAUCUAAAAAGGAUUCCGCGAGGUGAAUGGCUGUGUCCUAAAUGUGGGGAGAAAGAUAAAGCUGUUAGAAAAGCACAAAAGCAUCCUUCUAAUGGUACGUAUGGUACGAGGUCUUCUACCUUAACAACAGACACCAAGAAGAAAAAAAGCAAUCCAUCUCUUAAGACUAAAAUUGGUACAAAAGGUCUUAAACGAAAAUAUGAAGAUUCCUUUGAGGACGAAUUUGAACCUCCAACCAAAAGAAGUAUGAGAGAGAGAAAAUCUUGUAAUGAUGAUUCUGAAAAAGAAGAUAAUCCAUUUAAAAAAGUUUAUAAAGAUUCAGCCGUAAACACUGCGAGGAGGAGGUCUAAAACUGGGAGUGGUGAUGACAUGCUGGAUUACAAAGCAUGCAUAGAUUUGCUGGUUGAGUUGAUGCGUCAUCCAUCCAGCUGGCCGUUCUUGGUCCCAGUUAGCAAGAAAGAUGCCCCAGACUAUCAUCAAAUAAUAAAACGCCCUAUGGACUUCGGCACCAUCCGGUCAAAACUUAAUUACAUGAACUAUAAAAACAAUGAAGACUUUGUUCGUGAUAUAUAUCUUGUAUUACAAAACUGUGAGUGGUUUAAUCCAAAAAACAGUCCUGAAUACAAAGCUGCACAAGUACUUUAUAAAGAAGUUAAAAGGCUAUUACAAGAAUACCAAAUAUGUAAUCCCUUCUCUUCAAAUGAAAGACCGAAUGUAAAUGAAUCAUGAAUUGUAUAAUAUAACUUUAUUUAUGUAAUUUAGGACAAAAAAUCUUGGUUUCUAGCCUAUAAAUGUUACACUUUUUUUUUUUUUAAUUGUUUCACCGUUAACUUUUUUUAAUAAAAAAACUAAGGUUAUAUAUGUUUCCUCAUUUCUGUGAAAUCAUUCCUUGUUUAAUCAUUGUGUUACAAAUUAGUGCUUGUUACAUUCUCCUAUAU
Molecule: messenger RNA, 4976 nt
Organism: Uloborus diversus
Lineage: Eukaryota; Metazoa; Arthropoda; Arachnida; Araneae; Uloboridae
Product: bromodomain adjacent to zinc finger domain protein 1A-like
Exons: 27
Coding region: 316-4767 (1483 amino acids)
Biological process (GO): chromatin remodeling
Molecular function (GO): protein binding
Source: RefSeq, a predicted model, not a curated record